This is a messenger RNA of Euleptes europaea (tarantolino), 1404 nucleotides long. RefSeq names its product MTOR associated protein, eak-7 homolog (gene MEAK7). Bases 1 to 1404 code for a protein of 467 amino acids. Gene Ontology annotation, biological process: TOR signaling. Lineage: Eukaryota; Metazoa; Chordata; Lepidosauria; Squamata; Sphaerodactylidae. The record is from RefSeq and is a predicted model, not a curated record. The transcript has 7 exons.
AUGGGUAGUGCGGAGAGCAGCUUGUACCAGCAGCGCUUCCCAAGGUUUCUUCCGGAGGAGCUCGCAGAAAUCGAUAGAGUGUUUAACACUUUAUCUGGGUCAGAUGGGCCUGUCAAAGGAAAGGACGGAAAGGCAGCAAAGAGGACUGUGUCCCUGGCGAUGUUCAAGGCCUACCUCAAGGAAGCACUGCCCGAAUCAAUGAUCCUUAGGCUCUACAAUGGGAUGAAAAGUGUCAAAGUGUCUGAGAAAUCCUCGGGCCCCAAUGACCAGGUGGGGAAAGAGCAGUUUGUGAUGUUCCUGGCGGUGCUUACCAAAGGCUAUGUUGAGGACAAGAGCGACAUUGUCAUGAAAAUGAUAUCGAAGGCAGACGAGACUGUGAAGGGAAGCCAGAUUCUAGAGUUUGCAGAAGAUCUGGUCGGCUCUCUGGUACAUGUCCUGGACUACAGGAACGAGCUGAAGGGCUGGAGCCUGCAGAACACUCGAGAUCCGAUUGCCGGCACAAGGGCUUUGGCCUCCCAGCUGGUGUCUGAACUGAAACUUGCAGAUGGUAAGAAGGUGGAAGGAGCUCAGAUCCCGGAUGCCGUCUGUGAUAAAAGCAGCCUGGAAGAGUGGGUGUGUCGAGCUCCCCAGGUCUCUGCAUUCCUCAGCGUGGUGAUCCGGCAGGGGCUGCUCGUCCUGCAGUCUCUCCCCGACCGAGCCGAAGACACCCUCCGCUUGCUUCCCAGGUGCAAAGGCAUCCGAAGCGGCUUCGUCAGCCUGCUGGACGUCCCCUCCAUCGUCUACCUCAACUCCUGCCUGCCUACGGAGGUCCAGCACAGGUGGCGGCUGCUCUUUGCCUCCCGGCUGCACGGGGAGAGCUUCAUGCAGCUGUUCGACCACAUCGUGAAGAAGGGGCCCUGUCUGCUGGUCGUGAAGGACUCAGAUGGCUACGUCUUUGGUGGCUUCGCCUCGUGUCCCUGGGAAGCCAAGCCGCAGUUUCAAGGUGAUAGCCGCUGCUUUUUGUUUUCUGUGUCUCCCUCGCUCGCGGCCUUCACCUGCACUGGCUACAAUGACCACUUCAUGUACCUGAACCUCAGGCAGCAGACGAUGCCGAAUGGGCUUGGCAUGGGGGGUCAGCAUGACUAUUUUGGGCUUUGGAUAGACAGCAACUAUGGGAAAGGGCACAGCAAAGCCAAGCCUCGAUGCACCACGUACAACAGCCCACAGCUGUCAGCUCAGGAGGACUUCACGCUGGAUGCCCUGGAGGUGUGGGCAGUAGGGGACCCCCCGGAAAGCGACACUGCUAAAGGAAAGAAGAGCAUUCUGGACUCAGACCCCGAGGCCCAGGCCUUGCUGGAGAUGAUCGGGAGAAACCGUCAAAGCGAAGGAUUGCGGCAGCCAGUGGAGGACGACGAGGAUAAUUGA